AUGGAGCCAGACAGGACUCAGAUAAAACUUGACCCCAGGUACACAGCAGAUCUUCUGGAGUUACUGAAAACCAAUUACAGCAUCUCGUCUGCCUGCUUCUCUCAUGCUCCCACUGCAGCCCAGCUUCUGAGAGCACUGGACCCUGCAGAAAUUGCCCUCACAGUCAUCAUGACCUUGCUUGCCCUGGGCUCAGUCAUCAUCUUCCUGGAGGAUGCUGUCUACCUGUACAAGAACACACACUGUCCCAUCAAGAGGACCACCCUGCUCUGGAGCAGCUCUGCACCCACGGUCGUGUCUGUGUUCUGCUGUUUUGGUCUCUGGAUCCCUCGUUCACUCAUGCUCGUGGAAAUGGCCAUUACCUCGUUUUACGCAGUAUACUUUUACCUGCUGAUGAGGGUCAUGGUGGAAGGCUUUGGUGGGAAGGAGGCAGUAAUGAGGACACUGAAGGACACUCCAAUGAUGGUCCACACAGGCCCCUGCUGCUGCUGCUGCCCCUGCUGCCCCCCACUCAUGCUCACCAGGAAGAAGCUUCAGCUGCUGAUGUUGGGCCCGUUCCAGUAUGCCUUCUUCAAGAUAACACUGAGCCUCGUGGGCCUGUUUCUCAUCCCCGAUGGCAUCUUUGACCCAGCAGACAUUUCUGAGGAAAGCACAGCUCUGUGGAUCAACACUUUCCUCGGUGUGUCUACCCUGUUGGCUCUCUGGGCCCUGGCCAUCAUUUUCCGUCAAGCCAAGAUGCACCUGGGCGAGCAGAAUAUAGGAGCCAAAUUCGUCCUCUUUCAGGUGCUCCUCAUCCUGACUGCCCUGCAGCCAUCCAUCUUCUCAGUCUUGGCCAACAGUGGGCAGAUUGCUUGUUCACCUCCCUUUUCCUCUAAAAUCAGGUCUCAAGUUAUGAAUUGCCACCUCCUCGUACUGGAGACUUUUCUAAUGACUGUGCUGACACGCAUGUACUACCGAAGGAAAGACAACAAGGUUGGAUAUGAACCUUUUUCUUCCUCAGACCUGGAUUUGACUUCAAAUUCCAAAGUGGACAUUGAAAGAGACACUGUACACAUUAAAUGGGCACAAGAUUUCCUCACUGCCCCUCAACCUUGACCACAGGGGAAUGGAUUCCAUUUCCAGAACAAGGUGACAGAUUACAUUUGACUGUAGGAGAUGAAGAAUUAUGGAAUAGAAUGCAAUUAUUUUGGACCUUGUCUGGAGAAGGUAUUUUAAGUUUUAUAAUAAACAGGAUAGAGUUUAAAAUUCUACAGUUGGGUACAUUGCCUCUGUGGGUGACACUAUUAGCCCUUGAAGCUUGUAUAUUGAAAGGUCACUCUGAGUUUUCCCAAAGCCAAUGAAAGGGGGGGAAAGUAUGUGGUAGUUUGCCUGUUAUAAGAACAGGAGAAGAAAUCAACCAGGCAAGCCUUUACAAUUAUUGUGGCAUUACUUACAAU
This is a messenger RNA of Enhydra lutris kenyoni (northern sea otter), 1433 nucleotides long. RefSeq names its product solute carrier family 51 alpha subunit (gene SLC51A). Lineage: Eukaryota; Metazoa; Chordata; Mammalia; Carnivora; Mustelidae. The coding region runs from base 1 to 1092 and encodes 363 amino acids. The transcript is spliced from 9 exons. Gene Ontology annotation, molecular function: transporter activity. Gene Ontology annotation, biological process: bile acid and bile salt transport. Gene Ontology annotation, cellular component: endoplasmic reticulum membrane; plasma membrane. The record is from RefSeq and is a predicted model, not a curated record.